AUGUAAUUUGGUAUUGUUUUUGCAAACAAAAAAGGAAUAUUAAAUAGCAGGCUAUUACUGUAACAGAAAGAAGUAGAAGAAUGCAAAAGUCAAUGGUAAGAAACACAUUCUCUAGCUAUGUUUAAUGUCGAAGAAACUUCCAAUGAGUCCAAAAGCUUCCCCGUCAUUACUUGCUGAUUAACAGCUGAGCUGGUGCAGUUGCAGAACCCAAGAUCUCACGAGCUCUCCAUAAUUAAACUAAUCAUCCAUUUUAUUUAUUUCUUAUAUACCUACUCUUCACUCCAUAACCACUCUUUUCUUUCUAUUUCUUCCCAUAUACCUUUGUCGCUUGCUUUCUCUCUGUCUCUUUUCACUGAAAAAAGAAUGGCAGAGAACUAAGGGUCUAAACUCAGUAACCAACGAGGAAGAAGAAUAUGAAGUUGAAAAUCUUGCUUUUCUUCAUCUGUUGUUGCAUUGGUUUUCACUCUUUCGGUUCUGCUUCUUUGAAUGAGGAAGUAUCAGCUCUGCUAUCGAUAAAAGCUGGUCUUUUAGAUCCCUUAAAUAGGCUUCAAGAUUGGAAAUUGUCCUACAAUACAUCUCACUGUAACUGGACUGGUGUGUGGUGCAAUUCUCAUGGAGCUGUUGAAAAGCUUGAUCUCUCCCACAUGAAUCUCAGUGGCCGUGUAUCAGAUGAUAUUGAAAAGCUACAGGGCCUUACUUCUCUCAACUUGUGCUGCAAUGGGUUUUCUUCAUCCUUGACAAAAGCUAUAUAUAAUCUUACCUUGCUGAUAAGCAUUGAUGUGAGCCAGAACUUGUUUGUUGAUAGCUUUCCGAUUGGUCUUGGAAGAGCAGCUGUUCUAACUUUGCUAAAUGCUUCAAGCAACAACUUCUCAGGAUUUAUUCCCGAAGAUAUUGGCAAUGCCACUUUGCUGGAGACGCUUGAUCUCAGAGGGAAUUUCUUUGAAGGUUCCAUUCCAAAAUCUUACAAGAACUUGCAAAAGUUGAAGUUUCUUGGACUUUCCGGGAAUAAUCUUACUGGUGAAAUACCAGCAGAGCUGGGGCAGCUUUCAUCACUGGAGAAAAUAAUAAUUGGAUACAAUGAGUUUGAAGGUGGGAUUCCAACAGAGUUUGGAAAUCUCACCAAUCUGAAGUAUCUUGAUUUGGCUGUUGGCAAUCUUGGUGGUGAGAUUCCAGCUGAACUGGGGAGGCUUAAGGAUCUUGAGACACUUUUCUUGUAUCAGAAUAAUUUUGAAGGCAAGAUUCCUGCUGCAAUUGGCAACAUGACUGCUCUGCAACUGCUGGAUCUCUCCGAUAACAUGUUAUCAGGAGAAAUUCCAGCUGCAAUUUCUCAGUUGAAAACUUUAAAGCUAUUGAAUCUGAUGUGCAACCAGUUGUCAGGUGCAGUUCCUGCUGGACUUGGAGGGUUGAAUCAAUUACAGAUUCUUGAGCUGUGGAACAAUUCGUUAGCAGGUCCCUUGCCUAUUGAUCUGGGCAAAAACUCGGCAUUACAGUGGUUGGAUGUAUCAUCAAAUUCAUUCUCUGGUGAGAUUCCAGCACGCCUGUGUAGUGGUGGCAAUCUCACCAAGCUCAUUCUCUUCAACAAUGCCUUCUCAGGUCCAUUUCCUCUUCGCUUAUCCACAUGUCUCUCACUUGUUCGUGUUCGUAUGCAGAACAAUUUUCUUUCUGGGACAAUUCCAGUAGGACUUGGCAAACUUGAGAAGCUUCAAAGAUUAGAGUUGGCAAAUAAUAGCCUUGGUGGUCAAAUCCCUAGUGACCUUGCUUCUUCUUCUUCACUUUCUUUCAUUGAUGUCUCUAGAAACCACCUUACAUCUUCUCUUCCUUCCACAAUUCUAGCAAUUCCAAAUCUACAAAACUUUAUGGCCUCAAAUAACAACUUAGAUGGUGAAAUCCCAGAUCAGUUCCAGGACUGUCCUUCACUUUCUGUGCUUGAUCUCUCGUCCAACCAUUUUUCUGGAACCAUUCCAGCCAGCAUUGCUUCAUGUCAGAAAAUGGUAAAUUUGAAUCUAAAGAACAAUCAGUUGACUGGAGAAAUCCCAAAAGCAAUUGCAGUGAUGCCCACAUUGGCAAUUCUUGAUCUGUCAAAUAACUCUUUAACUGGCGGAAUACCUGAAAAUUUUGGCACCUCACCUGCCUUAGAAGUGCUAAAUGUUUCAUACAACACCCUAGAAGGUCCAGUCCCUGCAAAUGGUGUUUUAAAAACAAUCAAUCCAGAUGAUCUUAUAGGCAAUGCAGGUCUCUGUGGCGGUGUCCUGACUCCAUGCAUCCACAAUUUACUUACUGAAUCACAGCAGAAGAGCUUGCACACAAAGCGCAUUGUUUCUGGAUGGAUAAUUGGAAUUUCAUCAGUUUUAGCUGUUAUAAUUGCGCUUAUUGGUGCAAGAUCUCUCUACAAAAGACGGUAUUUGAAUGGAAGUUGCUUCCAAGAAAGUUUCAAAAGGGAAAAUGGAGAGUGGCCUUGGAGAUUGAUGGCAUUCCAGAGGCUUGGUUUCACGAGUGCAGACAUUCUAGGGUGUGUCAAGGAAUCCAAUGUGAUUGGAAUGGGAGCAACUGGGACCGUUUACAAGGCUGAGAUGCCUAGGUUAAAUACAGUUGUGGCAGUUAAGAAGUUAUGGAGAUCAGGAACAGAUAUUGAAACAGGAAGCAGUGAUGAUUUUGUUGGAGAAGUCAAUCUCCUGGGGAAGCUAAGGCAUCGAAAUAUUGUUCGGUUAUUAGGCUUUCUCCAUAAUGAUACUGACAUGAUGAUAAUAUAUGAAUAUAUGCACAAUGGCAACCUAGGAGAAGCCUUGCAUGGUAAUCUAGCCGGGAGAUUGCUGGUAGACUGGGUUUCUAGAUAUAAUAUAGCAGUUGGAGUUGCACAGGGACUUGCUUACCUGCACCAUGAUUGUCACCCUCUGGUCAUUCAUCGCGACAUCAAGUCAAAUAACAUACUCCUUGAUGCAAAUCUUGAGGCAAGAAUUGCUGAUUUUGGAUUGGCAAGAAUGAUGAUUCGGAAGAAUGAAACAGUUUCCAUGGUGGCUGGAUCCUAUGGAUACAUUGCCCCAGAAUAUGGAUAUACCUUGAAGGUGGAUGAAAAGAUAGACAUUUACAGCUAUGGAGUAGUUCUACUAGAACUUCUCACUGGAAAGCGACCAUUAGAUCCUGAGUUUGGAGAAUCUGUGGGCAUAGUUGAAUGGAUUCGAAGAAAGAUUAGGGACAAUAGACCUUUAGAAGAAGCACUAGAUAACAGCGUAGGUAACAGCAAGCAUGUCCAAGAAGAGAUGCAAUUAGUCCUUAGGAUAGCACUUCUUUGCACUGCUAAGCUCCCCAAGGAUAGACCAUCCAUGAGGGAUGUGUUAACAAUGCUUGGAGAGGCUAAGCCACGGAGAAAAAGUAUUAGCAACGUCAGUGAAUAUGAUAGCAACAAAGAGAAGCCAGUCUUUAGUCCAUCACCUGUAAAUGGCCUUGUAUAGGGACCAAAAAAAUGAGGUCCCUCGGACAUCAUUUUGUUUAAUUCUUCUUUUGUAUGUAAUCUUUGUUCACGUUUGUAAUCAAUGGCUCUGAGUGUUGUCCAGAAAAUAAAUGGGUAUAUGAAAUUAGAUUCUCUGAUCAAAUAAAAUGAAAU
Hevea brasiliensis (rubber tree) is the source of this 3601-nucleotide messenger RNA. RefSeq names its product MDIS1-interacting receptor like kinase 1. Gene Ontology annotation, biological process: protein phosphorylation. The transcript has 2 exons. Gene Ontology annotation, molecular function: protein kinase activity; protein binding; ATP binding. NCBI's taxonomy places the organism in Eukaryota, Viridiplantae, Streptophyta, Magnoliopsida, Malpighiales, Euphorbiaceae. Bases 414 to 3449 code for a protein of 1011 amino acids. The record is from RefSeq and is a predicted model, not a curated record.